This is a messenger RNA of Encephalitozoon intestinalis ATCC 50506, 507 nucleotides long. RefSeq lists its product as uncharacterized. Gene Ontology annotation, biological process: double-strand break repair via break-induced replication; DNA-templated DNA replication. The coding region runs from base 1 to 507 and encodes 168 amino acids. The record is from RefSeq and is a predicted model, not a curated record. NCBI's taxonomy places the organism in Eukaryota, Fungi, Microsporidia, Unikaryonidae. The transcript has a single exon. Gene Ontology annotation, cellular component: GINS complex.
AUGCGCUCUCCUACGUUAAAUGAUCUUAUUCUUGCAUACCAGAAUGAAAAGUCGGCGAAAAGGCUACUUCCUUAUGCUUCCCAGGUAAUGAACUACUUCCUCGAUGCAGUUUCAAGAAGGACUGAAGGCAUGAAAUCAUUAGACAAAUCGAUACUGAAGAAUAUAUACGAGUUGGAAUUGGAGAGAAUAAAGUUUUUUGCCAAGGAGUACGUGAAAGUUAGAUUGAAAAAGUUGGUUACAAACCUAUAUGAAGACAGAUCGUUCUUGUCUCCGAGAGAGGCCGUUUUUUACGAGAAAUAUAUUUCUUUGUUAAAAAAAAGAGAUAUAUAUGUUACAGAGAAAAAGUUCUAUCAAACCCACGAAUUUGUUGGAUUUUACUGCUGUGCCGAUAUCCAUGGAAUAGUAAUCGAUGGGGAAAUGGUGGAAAUGUUUAAAGGAGACUUCUUUGUUGCUCCCUUAGAUGAUGUAAUGGAUCUUCUGAAGAAAAACGAGAUAAUUCUGUUCUAG